AUGGCACAUCGCGGACCGUUUCCGCACUUUGGUCUUUUGGAGGGACUUGAGGUCGUUAUUUACGUGGCCUUGCGGGGUGUACUGACGGGGCAGGAGUUUGCUCGAUGGCCAGUAGCGGGAGUGGGGAUGAUGGAUCCGCCACCAGUAUCAACAAGAGCGGACAGACGGAGGGCUAGGAGGGCCGGGCGCCCGUAUUCGACACCCCCGGCCUUAGGACCGCCACCACCACCACCGUCACCGACUAGCCCAGCUUCGCAACCAUCCCUUGAUGCUAGACUGCAGGAUAUGUAUGGAAUUUCGCCCCCGGCCUCUCCUGGACCUUCUGUUACCCUGCCAACAUCACCACCAAAUCCACCAGUAUCGCCACCCAGAAGCCCGUCGCCCCCACCGCCCAUCAUUAAUGAUGUUUUGCCAAUCUGGGGAACCCCUGUGGGAACAGAGACCAUACAAAGAUGUUCGGUUUGCUGGGCUGAGGACAUGCACCAGAAUGCUUGUCAGCAGAGAGAUGAAUUGCCCCAUAUGCCGCUAUGGAGGCACGAACCCCCCCACAGGAGGUGCAAGAAGGAGGAGGAGAGGAAGAAGACAGGAGUGAGGGAAUGCCAGUAA
Saccostrea cuccullata (small rock oyster) is the source of this 606-nucleotide messenger RNA. RefSeq lists its product as uncharacterized. The transcript is spliced from 2 exons. Bases 1 to 606 code for a protein of 201 amino acids. NCBI's taxonomy places the organism in Eukaryota, Metazoa, Mollusca, Bivalvia, Ostreida, Ostreidae. The record is from RefSeq and is a predicted model, not a curated record.